CCCCUCCAGCGCACCCAGACCAUCAACCAACGCACGCACGCGCGCGCCACCGCGGUUCCCCUGCGCUGGCAAACGCAAUGGACGCCGUCGCGUUCCCGCCGCCGCCCGCGCCGUUCCUCGACGAGGACCUCGAUUUCGGCGACUUCACCUUCGCCUCCGCGCCCGCCGCGCCGCAGCCGCCCACCGCCUUCGCGGCCUUCGACGACGACUGGGGCGACUUCGUGGCGAGCGGGCUCGGAUCCGACGCCGACGCGGGCGCCUCCGCGCCGACCGCCGCCGCUCCCUCCUCCUCCUCCUCGGCGUCCUGGGAGAAGCCGCGGGGCCCGCUGCCCCUCUCCCUGUUCGGCGCCGACGACGACGACGGUCAGGAGGAGGAGGAAGGGCCCGCCGGGCCGCCGCCGACGGCCACGGCGCCCCAGCGCGCCCCGUCCUUCCCCUCUAACGGGCCCAGUCCCGCGGAUCUGAAGGACCUCAUCGCUGGCCUCUACGGAUCUCAGCCGCCCCCAGCUGCCGAUGCGGUCCCGGUCCCGGUCCCGCAAGUGGAGGCGGAGGAUGACCAAGGGUUUGGAGACGAUGAUUGGGAAUUCACGGCGGCGACGGCGGAACCUGCCGAUCAGGAUGGAGGCGGACCAGGACAUGCGGAUGGAAUUGGUAAGAUUGAGGAUAUAACAAAAUCAUUGAGCACUGACCAGGAAGACUGGUCAUCGUUUACCAGUGUUGAUGACAAACUGAACCAUGUUCAUCAAACAACCGAUGUUGUUGGGACUUGUACUGAAGAAUUUUUGAAGGCCUCCACUUAUUUGCCGGCCAACAAUUCAGCUAUACUUAACCUGUACAAAGAGAGCGAACGAGCUGAUGCUAUUCACAUUGCUCAAAGCUCUGCAGAAAGUGUCCAGAGUUCAUCUGAUCUGUUUUCUAAUAAUGAAAUGAACUCUUCAUUUGAAACAGAUGACAACCAUUCCAGUAGGUCAACACGUGAUUGCAUUUUGAUUGAAUUCUACCAUAGAAUGAGAGAAGAGUCCUUGACAGCAAUAUCCCGGCACGUGAAGGAACUUAGGGAAGCACAGAAGGAAUCUACAUUCUCUGAUGAAAACAACAAAGCAACUGCAAUUGGAAGGGAUAUUCAGGAAAUACACGACAAACUAAAAGAUUCUUCGCUGCCCAAAGGCUUUUUCACAGAGGAACAGCCUUGGAAGGAUGUAUAUAUCACAGAACUCCUUAAAUGUACCAAAGAGGAACAUCUGAAGGAUUUUGAACAAGAAUAUUGUUUAGCAGAAAAGAUAGAACGGGCAUUGGAGGACACGGAUAUUGCAGUUGAACUUUACAAGCUCAGUGUUUCCACCCUGCAUAUACUGAAACUAGCAUCCAAAGAGGAGCAGGGUGAUUAUGUCGGUGCAUGGUACAGUAUGCUUCUGUCCUGUGCCCAAGAAUUGCAGCAUGGUGCGGCACUUUGGCAAGAAUUUUAUCAUGCAAAUGUCCGCGACAGAGUAGUUUCUGAAGGUGGUCACUACUUUAUUGCUCUUGGGGAGAUAUAUAGAGUUGGACAGAUUUUACAUUUAUCCUUGCAGUGUUUCAAGCCCUGGGUUCUUGCAGAUCCUGGAAAGUUGAAUAAAAUGUUGUCUUGUUUGGACAGCUGCACUGAUGCUUGGACUAGUGGUUUGGAAAUGGCUCUUAAGAUGGUCAUUGACAACAAUCACAAAGAUGCAGCUUUUGCUAAAGCUCUCAUGGAAUCGAUUAACAAUAUUACAAAACUUGAAGUGCCCAAUCUACAAAAUAUUAUUCCCAACAACGAGAUGCGAUGUAGACUAACUCUCUUGCCAAGUAGUCUUCUUCCAGGAUUGAACGUGGUCAUGUGGAAUGGUGGUCACUAUUUUGUUAAACUCGCAAAUCUGUGGGCAAAUCGGAUAUCUCCUGAUCCUCCUCUACUGCCAAGCAACCUUGCCUCUUCAUUGAACAAUGCAGCAACACUUGCCAAUCAUGCUGAAUAACAUGUCAAACCUCUGAGGCUGUGACCUACUCUGAUGGAAGCAUCAAAUGCAUUUUGUGUGAAACCUGUUCAUCAAGUUGUCUUUCUACGUAAACCGUGGAAGCACGAAGCACUGUGCUGAGUAGAGGGCUGUUUUUGGAAGAUGAGAUCGAAGGUGACUGUUCCUUUGCUGGCCAUUCUUUUGUACAAGUUGUAAUUUACACCAUUCUUUCCAUAGUGCCGGAUAAUGGCGCUAGUAUAGCAAGUCAAAAGGGAAUGUCAAGUUUGGAAUUGAACUUCUGGUAUGAUGUUGUACUAAAAGCCAUCUGAUAUGGUGCAAAUGUGUAGAAUAUCAAAGCUGAGAAUUGGAAUACGGAACAUGGAACAUUCUUUAUUAUUCCUCAAUUGUGCAUUGUGUUUGCCUUA
Sorghum bicolor (sorghum) is the source of this 2392-nucleotide messenger RNA. RefSeq lists its product as uncharacterized. The transcript is spliced from 8 exons. The coding region runs from base 78 to 1988 and encodes 636 amino acids. The record is from RefSeq and is a predicted model, not a curated record. Lineage: Eukaryota; Viridiplantae; Streptophyta; Magnoliopsida; Poales; Poaceae.